AUGAAACCCCUCUUCGCCCAAUUAUUCCUCGCGGCCUCGGCAACACUUGCCCUGGCCGCCCCAGUGACCGACCAGAUCCCGCUCGGGAACCCCGACCUAGCGCCAACCAAGAGCCGGGAAUCUACAGCCCCAGGACUCAAAGCCCCCUUCGUCGUUAAGGGGUCCUCACCAUCGGUCUCGGCUUCCGAGUCGGCGGACAAGAAGACGGCGUGGAAUCUGUUCUGGACCUCGCUCCGGAAGGAGAAGGGGACCCCGGAGUCGUGCUUCUGUGCGGGCGGCUCGGUGUGCUGCCAUGCCGUGCAUGGGCUGAGCUGUAACUACGGGGUCUGUGGGAUAUAG
This is a messenger RNA of Phialemonium atrogriseum, 339 nucleotides long. RefSeq lists its product as uncharacterized. The coding region runs from base 1 to 339 and encodes 112 amino acids. NCBI's taxonomy places the organism in Eukaryota, Fungi, Ascomycota, Sordariomycetes, Cephalothecales, Cephalothecaceae. The transcript has a single exon. The record is from RefSeq and is a predicted model, not a curated record.